ACACAUGUUCACAUGUUCACAGUGUGAAUGACAGUUUAACAACAAUCAGUAUGUUAUACGUCAAAGCGAAGAAGAUUGUCAUAUACACAGAUAUUACGCACCAAAAAGUCAAUAGUUCAGAUGGCAUAUCUCUCUAUGUAAGAAAACAUCUUUAUUCUUGGUAUCAGAAGUGAAAUUGCAGUCAUUCGUUGCUAGUGAAAGCGAUUCGUUGUCUUCGUACUUGGGAAUAUUCCAUUACUCAGAUAUUUGUGAUUUAAUAUCAAAUUUCAAGAACUAGCACUUACAAUACAAAUGGCUAUCGAUAUUAAAGACAAAGUGAUCGUUGUCACUGGUGCUGGACAAGGAAUCGGGAGAGAUCUUUGCGAACGUUUAGAUGCAUUGGGUGCAACGGUAUAUGCAAUUUCACGCUCUGUUGAACCGUUGGCCGAGCUGAAAAAAAGCCAUCCCCGCAUAAUAACUGUACCAAUUGAUUUAAGCAACUGGUCAACAUCACGAGCGGAGAUUGUAGAACACUUUAAAAAUGUUAAAAUAGACGGACUGGUUAAUAAUGCCGGUGUUGCAAUAUGUAAGCCGUUAGCUGAGCAUACCGAAAGAGAUUUCGAUGACACUAUGAAUAUCAAUGUUAAGGCCAUUUUUAACGUAACUCAGGCCCUGCUGCCGAAUUUAAACGAUGGAAGUAGCAUCGUAAACUUAUCUUCAUUGGCUAGCUUACGCGCACUCCCAAAUCACUCUAUCUAUUCAGCGUCGAAAGCAGCCGUGGAUGCAUUUACACGCGGCUUCGCUCUUGAAUUGGCACCUCGAAACAUCCGAGUUAAUAGCGUAAACCCGACGGUUAUCUUGACCAAAAUGAGUAUUCCAAAUUGGAGUGAGCCAACCAAAGCGGAAAAAAUGAAGAGUAAAAUUCCAUUGCAUCGUUUUGGAGAAUUGAAUGAAGUUAGCGAUCCAAUCAUUUUCUUGCUUAGCGACAAAUCAUCUUUCAUCAACGGACACUCGUUGCCAAUCGAAGGGGGAGCCUGUGCUUGCUAAUCUCCAUUCAUAUCAAACUAAACGUAACUGAUAAUGAAACGUGUACCGAAUUCUUGUUUGAGAACAACAAAUAUAUAUAGCAACAAAACGCUGAACGCUGAUACUCGUCCGCGGUCACGACUUGAGUUGAUAACAAAAGCAUUCCUAGUUUGGCACACUUCACAUAAAAACAAAACAAACACGUUCGAAGAAUAAAAUAUUUAUGAAUAAAUACAUAUUGGCACGAGAUUUUUGAACAAAUUUCACCUGCGACACGUUGAAAACUUGGCUACAGGGCAUAAUUUUCCCGGUCAUUAUUCUUUCAAAUUUAGGAAAUAAUUUCCCCAAAAUCCAAAAAGUAUGCGGAGAAAUUAUGACCAUUUUCGAUUGGAUAUAAUUUCACUGUCUCUUUGGAAAUAAUUUCCCCGGGAAAUUAUGUCCAUACAUAUUUGGAUAUAACUUCUUCUGAUAUUUGGCCAUAUUUUCUCUAAUCAAUUUUUUUUUGAUGUGGAAAUUAUGCCCAAAUCUGAAAUGGAUUUAUCAUCUCCAAACUUUACUCCAGCGUGCUUCAAUGUAUACCAAAAUUUAACAUGCAAAUUAUAUCAUUUUUAUUCCGGUCAUAAAA
Molecule: messenger RNA, 1630 nt
Organism: Sitodiplosis mosellana (orange wheat blossom midge)
Lineage: Eukaryota; Metazoa; Arthropoda; Insecta; Diptera; Cecidomyiidae
Product: L-xylulose reductase-like
Exons: 4
Coding region: 292-1026 (244 amino acids)
Biological process (GO): xylulose metabolic process; glucose metabolic process
Molecular function (GO): L-xylulose reductase (NADPH) activity; carbonyl reductase (NADPH) activity
Source: RefSeq, a predicted model, not a curated record